Molecule: messenger RNA, 793 nt
Organism: Cydia amplana
Lineage: Eukaryota; Metazoa; Arthropoda; Insecta; Lepidoptera; Tortricidae
Exons: 5
Coding region: 41-736 (231 amino acids)
Source: RefSeq, a predicted model, not a curated record
UCACGCGAAUAUCUACAAAUAUUUCAAAUAAUUUACAAAAAUGCCGGACGAUAUACAAACACGACACUACGAGUCCAUGCUAUUCAACUACGGGACCGUACAGCGAACGGAUUACAGGGAACAUGAAAUUAAACCUCCCGUGCCUACACUCUUUAAGGAAAAACCGCAGAAAUAUAAAGUGGAAUGUAAAGGUAUCAAGGACACGCAGACUAUGUGUGAGAGGCUGCCAAUCCCGUUCGAUCUCUUUAUUAGACCUAAAGAGAUCAUAAGGAGUGAUCCUAGAGUCGUGCAGAAAACUUUCUUAAAACCUGAAGACCUAGGGCGUGAGGAGGCGCAGAGGACCCGCCCACGUCUGGUUAUGACGCCCGCCGUCAGUAUGGACGACAUCGCCAACAAGCAAGUCCGCGAUUUGCUGAUAAAGGACAUUUAUAAGAGCACGGUGCGGGUCGCGACGGAGGAGGGAGUUUCCCUGACCAACUACAAGACCGUUCGGGCUCCUUUCCCGGGCCUGCCAGCACCAGCUAAUCCGAUAGCCCUACCAAAGCUGAACGCGCAAUACGUGUCUCCAGAGUGGCGCAUGGACUCGGUCUCGUGGGACAACCGGCAGCUUCGCGCCUACUGCGACCCCACUAAAAAGUUCUGGCUCGAAAGGACUCCCAAAUGCAGCGUAUGUGACGCCACAGCGGCGCGGACAGCACAACAGAAAAUGAAAGAACAAAUGAAAACGCGGGCGUGAACAGGAAGCUUUAUUGUCAAACUUAAUAUAUCCCACAAUACAUGUUGUUAGUGAUAG